This is a messenger RNA of Adelges cooleyi (spruce gall adelgid), 3126 nucleotides long. It is a transcript of the gene Hira, whose product is annotated as protein HIRA homolog. The transcript is spliced from 2 exons. Gene Ontology annotation, biological process: regulation of DNA-templated transcription; chromatin remodeling; DNA-templated transcription. The coding region runs from base 126 to 2822 and encodes 898 amino acids. The record is from RefSeq and is a predicted model, not a curated record. Gene Ontology annotation, cellular component: HIR complex; nucleus. NCBI's taxonomy places the organism in Eukaryota, Metazoa, Arthropoda, Insecta, Hemiptera, Adelgidae. Gene Ontology annotation, molecular function: protein binding; nucleosome binding.
UAUAAAAAAUUAUUCCCGGUAAAAAAUAUUUUAUAUUUAUAAAUUAGACUUAAGUAAAUAAUUACAAUUGGUUAUUAUUUCGACUGAUUAUAUGUAAAUUAAUAUAGUUAAAAUUGUGAUAUACAAUGAUUAUUCUUAAACCAUCAUGGAUUUCUCACAACGGUAUGCCGAUAUUUUCUAUCGAUAUUCAUCCGGACGGUACUCGGUUAGCUACCGGGGGACAAGGAAGAGACUCUGGUUUAGUAAUGUUGUGGAAUACUGCUGCAGUAUUAGAUGAAAACAAAGAAAAUGAUGAAAAUGUGCCAAAAAUUCUGUGCCAAGUGGACAGUCAUUUAGCUUGUGUGAACUGUGUUCGUUGGAGCUCAUCUGGUAAAUAUUUAGCUUCUGGCGGAGAUGAUAAAAUUAUUAUGAUAUGGUCGUUGACUAAGUAUCCUAAUAGUGGAAAUGUCGUAUUCGGUACCAAAAAUAUUGUAAACAUUGAAACAUGGAAAUGUAUGUUUACAUUACGAUCACAUUCAGGUGACAUUCUUGACCUGGCUUGGUCGCCUCACGAUACAUAUUUAGCCUCGUGUUCAGUUGAUAAUACAAUUAUUAUAUGGGAUGCUCAAAAAUUUCCUACCGUUCAUAAAGUACUCAAUGGUCAUACUGGACUGGUUAAAGGUGUAUCAUGGGAUCCGAUUGGAAAAUAUCUUUCAUCACAGUCUGAUGAUAAAUCAUUGAGAAUAUGGAGAACAUCUGACUGGCAAACGGAUACUAUUGUCACUACACCUUUUCAAGAUUGUGGUGGAAAUACAGCCGUGUUAAGACAUAGUUGGUCUCCCGAUGGCCAAUAUUUAAUAUCAGCCCAUGCGACAAAUAAUACAGGUCCAGUCGCUAAAGUUAUAGAACGAGAUGGUUGGACGUAUGAAAAAGAUUAUGUAGGACAUAGAAAAGCUGUAAACUGCGUGCGAUUUAGUAAUUCAAUAAUGGAACGUAAGAUCGGAAAGAAAAUACUUAAAACGUGUUUGUGUGCUUUGGGCUCAAGAGAUUCUAAUGUAUCAGUUUGGCUAACUGGGCUUAGUAGACCUAUUGUAGUUCUCGAAAGUUUAUUUCAAGGGCCCGUUUUAGACUUGUCUUGGUCAAAAAACGGUUUAAACCUCUAUGCUUGUUCAUUUGAUGGUUCCAUAGCAAUAUUUUUGUUCAACCAAAAAGAUAUAGGUAAAGCACUAACAGACCACGAAAAAAAUUCCAUAUUCGAAAAAAUGUACGGAGUAUCUCUGUUUCAACGUCAGAACAACACAGUGUUAAUUGAAAACCCGGCAAUUUUGAAAAUGAAUGGUGUUCAGUCUCAAACUGCAACAGAAGAACGUUCAUUUAUAAAAGAAAUUAAAUUACCUCCUAAACCAUUACCUCCAAUACUAAAAAAACAGAUUGAAACCCGAACCUCAGACGGUCGUCGACGUAUCACUCCAAUUUUCAUACCACCAACUCCAGAUAAUACAGAAGAAAUCAGUGUUUUACCAUUCUCAUCGUCCUGUGAAAGCAAAAGUCAAGUAGUCGUUGAAAGGAUUGAUGACAUUAUUGAACCUAAUAUAAGUAACAGUUGUAGUAAUUUUAGUAGUCAAGAAUCUCAAACACCGAAAAUUAUUGAUUCAACAGUGCUAAAAAAUCCACCAACAUCAGUAUUGCAAAUAUCUCCUAACAGAAAUGAUUCCAAAAAAAAAUCAGAAACACAAACAUCAAAUUCAAAUGUAUUUCCUAUCAAGAAAAUAAAAUUUAAUGUUGUUGAUGAACAAUCUGAAGAUGUUCCAUUAUUCAGAUCUGAACCCAAUUUUAGUCAAUGUAGCGCACAACAACGAAGAUUUACUAUUUCCAAUCAAGGAACCGAUAAAGUCAUUGUAGAAAAUGACAAAUGUAGUACGAAAAGUGGUCCGAUUUCAAAGAUAAAAGUAUAUGCUAAUGCCUCUGUCAUUUGGGAAAAAGUAUUCAAUUCUAAUGUAGUUCAAUACUGUACUAAUAAAACUUUGUCAAUAUUAAUUGUGGCAUUACAUAAUGCUACAAUACAUUUAUUAGAAUCAAAAAAUGGUAUCCCUAUAUGUCCACCUUACGUAUUAUCAUCACCUGUAACUUCAAUAAGUUCAAACAACAAUCAUUUAUUAUGUAUAACGCAAAAUACGAUAUCCGUUUGGGACAUUUGUGAACAAGUAUGUAUUUUGUACGAAGAAAAACUUAACACUUUAGGCUGUUCUAAUAAAAAUAAACCAGUUAAUGUACAAAAAUGUAUGUUAACUGAAAACGGAACGUCAGUAAUAACAUUAACUACAGGCAAAUCCUAUAUGUUUUCUUCAAGGACAAAAUGUUGGAUGAUGAUUGGAGACAGUGGAGAUCCGAUUUAUUCUAACUCUGCUCAAAAAAAUAAACACAAUGAGUUGAAUAAAAACAAUUCAAAGUACCCGUUAAGCGUUAUGCAAUCUUAUAAUUCAAAGUAUAAAUCCAACUUGGAGUUUAACGAUUGCGAUGGAAUGAGUGCUCUGUGUUCAAAAGCUUUUUUGGAACAACAGAUGGCCGCAUCUCUAGCUUUGGGCUCUGAUAAAGAGUACAAGUAUUGGUUAUUGGCAUUGGUUUCGUUUUUAACUGAAAGAGAAGAUGGCGAUAGUUUAAGAUACUUAUGCCAAAGUCUAUUAGGAAAUUCUCAUGGUUAUCCGAAACUUAAACAAAAUCAGACGGUAUUAGGUAUGUCUAAACAUGAACUAUUAAAAGAAGUAUUGAUAAUAGUCGCUGGCUCGAGAAACACUCAAAGAAUAUUUACUGAAUUUCACGAUCAACUAGAACAACUUUCUUGAUAACAUUUAACAAAAUAAUAAAUGUUUCUAUUGGCAUAAAAAAUAUAUGUAUUUUUUAUGAAAUCAAACUACAUUUUUAAUAUAUGAAAAUCAGAUUAUUUUUAAUAUUUUAUGUUACCCCUUCCAUAAGUCUAAAUAUAGUUAAAUAUAAUUAUUUAAUAAAAAUUAACCAUGUUUCAAUAAGUUUCUAUUUAUAUAUAAUAAGCAUUGUUAAAGGUUUUCAAAAUCUACAUUACAUUGUCGUCUGUUAUAAAUUUAUUAUUGUAUUUACUUAUACUCUUUUCAUUUAGACUAAAAUAAUUGU